Caenorhabditis briggsae is the source of this 1452-nucleotide messenger RNA. Gene Ontology annotation, biological process: heterophilic cell-cell adhesion; establishment or maintenance of epithelial cell apical/basal polarity. The transcript has 8 exons. Gene Ontology annotation, cellular component: plasma membrane; protein-containing complex. The record is from RefSeq and is a predicted model, not a curated record. Lineage: Eukaryota; Metazoa; Nematoda; Chromadorea; Rhabditida; Rhabditidae. The coding region runs from base 1 to 1452 and encodes 483 amino acids.
AUGAUCCUCCGUUUCCUGCCGAUUAUUUCGGCAAUUCUCGGAUUUGCUCAAGCUGGAGGACAGAUCGAGUUCAUAGUCAAUUCCACGAGGGCUGUCCAGUUGGAAGUGAUUACUUGUCCUGUGACCGUUUGUGAUGGUCGUGAGAAUCAAGUAGAAGUUUUUGAAGUGCCGAAAUCAUCUCAUAUUCAUUUUCACACAAUACCAUACGAUGGGGUUGCUCUGGAACAGUUUGAUUUGCAUCUGAGAUUCAGAGAUUCAACCACAAAAAAAGGACUUCUCGAAUAUACCAGGAAUGUCAAAGCCGAUAAUGAGUGGAGAGUUGUCAAGGGUAUCAACGAUUCCACUGACUUUGAUAUGGAAUUUUAUAUCAGAAACAAAUGCGAUGAAACAUUCUACGGACACCAAUCAAAAUGCAAGAAUGACUGCAACAAUCAUGGUGUAUGUGCCGCUCCUAACAAAUGUGUCUGUAGCGAAGGGUUUGUUGGAAACCAGUGUGAGAUGUGCAUUCCAAGAAGAGGAUGUGCUCAUGGGCAGUGUGUGCCAGGCAUCCCAGGAACUUGUAGAUGCCAUCCAGGGUUCAAGGGACCACUCUGCGAUCAAGACACCUGUUCCUUCAUGAAGCCAUGUCUGAACAAUGGAACCUGCUCGGUGGCUCUCCGCCAGUCUUUGGGAUAUCAGUGUAAAUGUUCGGUGGAUUUUACUGGAACUCAUUGUGAGAAGCCAAUCAGUCAGAUGCAUUGUACCAAUAAGGAUCUUUGCAAAAAUGGUGGAAGCUGUGUGGAAGUCGACUCAAAAACGGUGAAAUGCAAAUGUGUCGAUGGUUAUUUUGGAAAGUUCUGCGAGAACGGAAGAGACUGCAACUUUCUCAAGUGUUCCGAAGGGUCAUCGUGUCACAUGAUUGGCACCAACCCGAUUUGUAUGCAUGACGAGCCUGAUGCAAACGGUUCGAAUGAUGAGAUUGAGCACAAUGAUAAUGGCGAUUAUGGAAGAGAAGCUGAGAAAAUGUGGAUUCUCGUCAUCUUGGCCGUUGCGAUUCUAAGUUUCAUUGUGCUCAGAAGAAAGCCAUUGUUUCGUUGGUGGAACCGGGGAUACAGGCAUCGUCAAGGGUAUUCAACGCAAGUCCGCUAUGCUACCAGACGUCAACUAUCCCCACCGGCAGGCUUCAAUUUUCCCAAUGCAUUCCCACCUAUGUCGGUUCUCAACAAUGCUGAAUCUACCGUCUAUGAUGAGACUCCACCACCGAGCUACUCGUCCUUGGAUAUCACUCAGUUGACUGGAAAUAGAGCAGUUGAUAGAAGUAAUGGAACCGAGGAAAUGAUUGAGAAUGCCGAGAAUACUGAAAGAGAAAUCCGUGGAAGAGCUGAGAGAGCCGAGGAGCCCGAGAGAGCCGAGGAGCCCGAGAGAGCCGAUGAAGUUGAUGACGCCGAAGAAAUCGUGCACGCAUUGUUCUAA